UUGUGCAUCUUCCAAAAUCCCAUAUUCUUGAUUUCUCAGUAUCCAGACUAUCAUCAUCAUGGGCGUCUUUACUUACUCUAAUGAAUACACUUCCUCAAUACCUCCAGCCAGACUCUUCAAAGCCGUGAUUCUUGAUUCCCACAAUCUCAUUCCAAAGCUUGUGCCUCAGCUUAUCAAGAACAUUGAAUUCACUGAAGGUAGCCAAAUUAAGUACGUCAAGAACCGGAUUGAUGAGCUUGAUGAGAAGAAUUUUUUGUAUAAGUAUAGUUUGAUUGAAGGGGGAGAGUUACUGGAUAAGCUGGAGAAGAUUACAUAUGAGGUAAAAUUUGAAUCCACACCAGAAGGUGGGAGCAAGAACAAGAUGACAAGCACAUAUUACACCAAGGGAGAUAUUGUGCUCACCGAAGAGGAAAUUAAGGCUGGCAAGGAAAGGGUAUUGGGUGUUUACAAAGUGGUGGAAGGCUAUCUCCUUCAACACCCUGAUGCCUAUGCUUAAGAUGCAUCAUAAUGCUCAAGGGUGUAGCUUGCUUUCAGUGUGACAUUGGAGCUUUUGCCUUAAUUGCCUUCAAUAAGGAUAUUUGAUCCACUUCUUAAAGUGGGUUAGCUCUAAUCUUUCUUUUUACCAUAAUAAUAAUACAAAUAGACAACUUUU
Rubroshorea leprosula is the source of this 652-nucleotide messenger RNA. NCBI's taxonomy places the organism in Eukaryota, Viridiplantae, Streptophyta, Magnoliopsida, Malvales, Dipterocarpaceae. The record is from the annotation of a GenBank genome assembly.